GUUGUGACUUGUGAGUUUGUCUCAUGGACUUCUCUAAUUCCUUAUUCUUUUGCUUCCUUGAUUGAAUCCAAAUGUCUUUACUUAUCCAUAAAAGUUUCAGCUGUCAUUAUCCUCUCUCAAAUUAUAUGUGGAGUACAGUUGCAGCAUUUAAUACUCUUCUUUCUCACUGCUUUCUUAUUUUCCAUACCUUUUCAAACAAAAUUCCUACUUUUUUUAUUCUUUUUAUUUUUUAAGUUAUUUUAUUUUCUGUGGCUCACCCUUUCCUCUACCCUUCUGCUUGAAGCAGCUUCACUGUUUACAGACCUUCAAAUCUACCCUUCUUUCUAAGGGAUCUAACCCUACUGGAUCCUAAUACACAACCCUUUCUAACUUCCAGUUCUUCUCCACAAUUUCUUAGAUUUUUUGUUACCCUUUAUCUAAUUUGAGAUAAUCAUUAAUACCCAUGUGCUUGAUUCCCCUUUCAUCAAUUGUACUGUUUGUUCUUCUUCACUUUUCUUAGAUCUUCUGCUUAAUGUUCAGUUUUUCAGCUUAAUCUGUAUUAAAAGGGAAACUUUUUCAGUAUUUUGGUCUUAAACUGUUCAAAUCUUCUUCUCUUGUUUCCUUUGAUUCCUGGAUUGCAAGUAGAUUCUUUUAGCUGCAUAUCAAAAUUUAUAAUCUUUUGAGUUUUUAAGAAGCUUCUUGGAUCUAAGAAUUUAGGGUUUCUUCUAUUUUUGCUUUUAACAUCUGUAUCAGUUAUAUUUAAGCUGAAAGAUUCUUUUUUUGAUUUGGGUUUUGUUGGAUUUUUUUUAGUCUUAUAAGGUCAUAGUAAAGUUGGCACUAUUAGGGUAAAAUUUGCCACUUUUUUUGGGCAGUUCUGAUCUGGCUUUGAGUGAUUUUUGUAAGCUGGUUCAAGCACUCAUCAUUUGGAUCCAUUUUAUUGAUUAUUUGGUUUAAGGGGCCUUUAAUGCUUUGUGGAAAAAAUGCAGCCUGAUCAAAGGAGAAAGACAUCUGUGGAUGUGGACUUCUUCACAGAAUAUGGUGAAGGUAGCCGGUAUAAGAUAGAGGAGGUGAUUGGUAAAGGAAGUUAUGGUGUUGUUUGUUCUGCAUAUGACACUCAUCUAGGAGAGAAAGUAGCAAUCAAGAAGAUAAAUGAUAUAUUUGAGCAUGUUUCGGAUGCUACUCGCAUCUUACGUGAAAUUAAACUCCUUCGGCUUCUUCGCCAUCCUGAUAUUGUAGAAAUCAAGCACAUUUUGUUGCCUCCGUCAAGAAGAGAAUUUAAAGAUAUUUAUGUUGUUUUUGAGCUGAUGGAGUCUGAUUUGCAUCAAGUUAUCAAAGCCAAUGAUGAUUUGACUCCGGAGCAUUAUCAGUUCUUUCUGUAUCAGCUCCUUCGAGGCUUAAAAUACAUUCAUACUGCUAAUGUCUUCCAUCGAGACUUGAAACCAAAGAAUAUCUUAGCUAAUGCUGAUUGCAAGCUCAAGAUAUGUGACUUUGGCCUUGCAAGGGUGGCCUUUAAUGACACACCCACCGCUAUAUUUUGGACAGAUUAUGUGGCAACAAGAUGGUAUAGGGCUCCUGAAUUGUGUGGAUCCUUCUUCUCCAAGUACACUCCAGCUAUAGAUAUCUGGAGCAUCGGGUGCAUUUUCGCUGAACUUCUUACCGGGAAACCUCUAUUUCCCGGAAAGAAUGUGGUCCACCAACUGGACCUUAUGACCGAGUUGUUGGGAACUCCAUCUGCUGACGCCAUUGCUCGGAUACGCAAUGAGAAAGCUAGACGAUACUUGAGUAGCAUGCGCAAGAAAAAGCCUAUUCCUUUCUCUCAUAGGUUCCCUAAUGCUGACCCUCUUGCCCUUCGUUUGUUGGAAAGAAUGCUUGCAUUUGAGCCUAAGGAUCGCCCUACUGCUGAAGAGGCUCUUGCUGAUCCUUACUUUAAGGGGUUGGCUAAGGUUGAAAGGGAGCCUUCUGCCCAGCCCGUCACGAAAAUGGAGUUUGAAUUUGAGAGACGGAGGGUGACAAAAGAAGAUGUAAGAGAGCUCAUAUACAGAGAGAUUCUUGAAUAUCAUCCGAAGAUGUUGAAGGAGUUUCUAGAUGGUUCAGAGCCAACUAGCUUCAUGUAUCCAAGUGCUGUUGAUCACUUCAAAAAGCAGUUUGCUUACCUUGAGGAACACUACAAGAACGGGUCAACUGGUGCUCCACCCGAGAGACAACACGCUUCUUUGCCAAGGGCCUGUGUAUUAUAUUCAGAUAACUCUGUCCAGGGAUCUGCUGAAGUCACUGAAGAUCUCUCUAAAUGUCGCAUUAAGGAAGUUGAAAAGCCACAUGCUGAGAGGAAUGGUGCUAUUCCGAUGACAAGGCUUCCUUUACAAGUGCCUCAAAAUGUAGCGGGAGCUGCUGCAAGGCCCGGUAAAGUUGUAGGUUCUCUAUUGCGAUACAAUAACUGUGGGGUAGCAGCAACGUCAGAAGCAAUGGAUCGGCGGGUGGUGCGAAAUCCAUCAAUUCCCACUCAAUAUGCUACAUCCAGCGGUUCGUACCCAAAGAGAAACAGCGGAUGCAAAAAUGAAAGGGGAGAAGAUGAUUCAAUGGAAGCGUCAAACGGACUACAACCUAAACCCCAAUACUUGGCGCGGAAGGUAGCGGCAGCACAAGGUGUACCCGGUAAUCACUGGUAUUAAUAUUCAAUCCUAAAUUUAAGGCGAAUGUCGACUGCCUGUCAACCCACUGCUUAGGCAUUUCGGGUGAGGUAUCGGGUUAAUGGGUUACAUCGGGUUUUGUUUGCUGAAAAUGGGUAUCCAAGUUAUUGGAGAUACGGAUUGUGGAAGCCGAAAUCUGGUCUCAUUUUGUGAUAAGAAAACUGUUGAAUGGACUUCAAAGUCGAAUAAGGCCGGUCAGGGUCGUUGGUGCCCUACUAAUGAUUCAUUCUUUACAUCGAUGACUUGGUGAUCAUACGUAUUGCAGAGGAACUCGUUAAUGGUUAAAUUAGGGGACUAGCUAAUAUCAAGUCUCGACAUGGGUAGAGGUGACGGUUAUGAAGUCCUUUUAUUUUCAUCGAUUUCUAUUAAUUGAAAUGUUUAAUGGCCAUUCCGGUAGGAUUAUGCUUAAUCUUUAUCGUUUGCACGUCUAACAGUAUUUUUACCUCCAACAAUAAAUGGCCAAUUGUCGUCAAUCCGACCUGAAAAAUUUGUCUAAUGUAUAACUUGUGAUGAAAUUCUCAACUUCAAUUUUAAAAACUUCCUUUGU
Amaranthus tricolor (Joseph's coat) is the source of this 3213-nucleotide messenger RNA. Its product is annotated as mitogen-activated protein kinase 16-like. Gene Ontology annotation, molecular function: ATP binding; MAP kinase activity. Gene Ontology annotation, cellular component: cytoplasm; nucleus. The coding region runs from base 960 to 2648 and encodes 562 amino acids. Gene Ontology annotation, biological process: protein phosphorylation; intracellular signal transduction. The record is from RefSeq and is a predicted model, not a curated record. The transcript has 10 exons. NCBI's taxonomy places the organism in Eukaryota, Viridiplantae, Streptophyta, Magnoliopsida, Caryophyllales, Amaranthaceae.